GGAGCCGUGUUCCGUGUGGAAAGUUUACCGGCUCGGGUGCAAAGUUUCAGCCGUCUGCAAAUCGGAGCUCGUCGGCAAACGCAUCCGGAAUACGCUGGCGACGACAGCGGUGUACUAAAACAUCAACUAAACUGUCUCACAGAUUAAUAUCGCCUGUGGUUGACUUAAAAUCAGGCCGAGUGAUGCUGCCGUCGCUGGAUAACAGCCGUGAAUGAAGACGUCGUUAGCACCGACUGUAUUGUCUCAGGGAGCUGAGCUAGCUUAACGUAAGUCGUUAGCUCGGAAUCGAACCGGAGAGCUAGCUAGCUGAUGUCUGAGUGAUCUCUUACGAAGACACGGUGAAACGUUAUUUCACGUUAACUUGAAACUUAACUUGACGGGAGGACCACUGUGAGGAAGGGAAGAUGGCUUGCGAGCCCAAUCGAGUCCGGCUGCUCUGCAUGCUCUCACUGACUUUUGGGUUCUUCAUUGUGGAGGUGGUGGUCAGCCGGAUCACCUCAUCUCUGUCCAUGCUGUCGGACUCCUUUCAUAUGCUGUCGGACGUCAUUGCGCUGGUGGUGGCCCUGGUCGCGGUGCGAUUCGCCGAAAAAACCCACGCGACCAACAAAAACACCUUCGGCUGGAUCCGGGCGGAGGUGAUGGGAGCUCUGGUCAACGCCGUCUUCCUCACGGCGCUGUGCUUCACCAUCGUCCUGGAGGCGAUCGAGCGCUUUACCGAGCCCCACGAGAUCGAGACCCCCGUGAUGGUGGCCGCCGUCGGCGCCGCGGGGCUCCUGGUCAACCUGCUCGGGCUCUGCUUGUUCCACGGGCACGCCGGCGGGGGCCACGGACACUCCCACGGAGGACACGGGCACUCACACGGUGGUCACUCUCACGGGAACAAGAACAAGCGGGGUAAAACAGGCAAGUCCCAGAAGGCUGGGAAUGGGUCUUCAGGAGAGGAGACCAACAACCUGGUGGCAAAUCACAACAGCCCGGGGGAUGGGAGACCGAGAAAUGAAAUCAGCUGUAAGGACAGCACAGAGGUGCAAAUGAAUGGCAACACCCACUACGAGGAGAUGGACCAUGACACGGACUCGUCAUCGCAGCUCAACAUGCGUGGGGUCUUCCUACACGUGUUGGGUGAUGCCCUGGGCUCCGUCAUUGUGGUUGUUAAUGCUAUAAUAUUUACCUUUGUGUGGCAGCCCUGCAAAGGCAAUGAAAAUUGUACGAACCCGUGUAUCAACAGCCACACCACAGACCACCGGCACAUCAAUCACACGCUGGUCGACCUGCAUGAAAAUCCCACUGUGCCAGUAAUGACUGCCGGCCCUUGCUGGGUCCUGUACUUGGAUCCCACUCUCUGCAUCAUCAUGGUGUGCAUCCUGCUGUACACCACAUACCCGCUGCUCAAAGAGUCGGCCCUCAUCUUGCUGCAGACCGUGCCCAAGCAGAUCAACAUGCACAGGCUCAACGAGCGGCUGCUGAGUCUGGACGGCGUGCUGGCCAUCCACGAGCUGCACAUCUGGCAGCUGGCCGGCAGCCGCAUCAUCGCCACAGCUCACAUCAAGUGCCACGACCCCACGUCUUACAUGGAGGUGGCCAAGCGCAUCAAGGACUUCUUCCACGACGAGGGCAUCCACGCCACCACCAUCCAGCCAGAGUUUGUCACAUUCAGCUCGGAGUCCCGAGACUCCCUCUGUGAGCUCUCCUGUCGGACUCAGUGUGCCCCCAAGCUGUGCUGCGGCUCUGCCGACAAACAGGGUACAGGCUCGGACAAAAAGGCCAGCAGUGACUCUAAGCCGGCCGCAGCUUCAGCCUUGGAGGUGAUCAGUGAGACCUCAGAGCAAGCCGCAGGCAUCCAGGUGUGCCCUCGGUCAGAGGCCGAGGUUACCAUUGCCAGAGAGGUGGAGUCGUCUCUGUGAGAUGGAGGGGAUAGAAAGAAACAGAGGAGAAGCUGGAAAACUACCACUCUGGGCAGAAAAUCAUCGUCAUUCACUGGAUGCUGUUAUCUUUUUGACCUGUAGUUACCCUGAUAAGGAAAUAAUUUUCCUUAGCCUUUUAUUCUCUGUCAUUAUCUCCUUUAUGGCUGAAGUAUCCUCCCAAGAAACCCCUCUGUAUCCAUGCAUUUGAGCCUCUUUUUUUUUUUUUCAUCUGCUCUUUCAUUUCCAACUCCUCCUCCCUCUUGGCCUCUCCUCUGCCACUCGGCGCCUCUCUCGUUGUCUCGUCUGUUGCCCUGGCAGUAUGGUGGUGAUGCAUGUUGGGGUUCACUGACCUUAUCUCCUCCAGGACCUGAGCGAGUCCUGCAUGAGCGUCCCUCAUUAGCACCAUGUUGUGAUGCAUCAUCUCGUCCCAUGGUGUUUCUGUGCCAAAGCUUCUCACUGCAGGACUGAAGGGAUCGGAGAGACGCACUCUCCUCCAAAAAAAGGACACACACAACACAUGCAAGUCGGAGCACACAUCACUAGGUUAUUUUGUUUAGCCUAUGGACCUGUUUGGCAAAGAGUCUACCUUCUUGUUUUUUGCGUAGGCUUUUAGCAGAUCUAUUUUCUUACCCUCUGGCCCCAAAUGGAAGAGUAUUGUAUUGCAUAAUAAUUUAAGUAUUUAAGUUAUUAGAAAUGAUCUAUUUCUCUCUGUAGAUGCUGUUUGUAAUAUUUAGUUUGGAUGAUAGAAACAUUUUUGCAAAUUUUCUGUCUUGAAGUUUUUGACAGACCAUCUAUGCUGUAGUCAGUUUUACAAAUGUGAUGUUUUUAUAAUCUUGAUCUUGUUUUUUCAGACUUCUCUGGCCUUGACUCAGUUUUAAUUGCAGUCAUUAGUUGGAUACAGAAGCCGUAUCAACACCUCUCUCACCUUGCCUUUUAAAUAUAAAACUGCUGUGGUAUAGCACUAAGCAUAGUAGACGCGGUGUAACUGAACUUCUUGCAAUGGCACAGUCACCUAAUUAAAUGUUCACUGAUAAAUUUGAUGCCUUGCAAGCCAGAGGGCUGGGUCUGUUGUGAAGAAGUGAGCACUGUAUGCCAUUAGUGAAACACUAUUCUGUGUGAAUCUGUACUGGAAACUAUUCUGAUGAUGGCUGUAGAUUUUUGUUUUAAAAUCCUCUUGAAUGUGUGCGGCACCUUGUCACAAUCCAUGCUGAGGGAGUUUUUAUAUUUCCAGGACCUUGUACUGAGUUUGCAUGACCAAACCGAGACCCGGUGUUCAAAUUUUUUAGAGCUCCGCUGAGAGCUCCAGUUGCUGCUUACCAGUACCUGCUGGUAUCCUCCAACAUUAUUCAUAACUGUGUAGGCAAUGACUCAUCAUAUAACUUAUCUGUCCUCUUUGCUUUGGACAGCUGAUCAAGUCCAUAUGGUGGCCUUUGAAACUGUCCCUCGUCACCACAGAUAUCACUUAUAGGUGAUCCAUCGAUGCAUUUCAGAUUUCCACUCCCGAUUAAAUGUGUAUGCAAUAUAGAACUAUGUGCUGGGAAAUGUAUUUUGACGUGUUCUUCAUUUGUAAUGUUUGGUCACUUUUAUUCUGUAUCUUGAGACUUGAGCUCUGUGCAAAUUGAAAACAAAAGUGUUGUUUUUUUUAUUUUAGAUAUGACAUGUCAGCUGAUGUUUUUGAUAUAUAUAUAUAUAUAUAUAUAUAUAUAUACAGUAUAUAUAUAUCUACAGUACCUGUCCAAUGUGUCAUUGUGAAAUAAAAAAUAUGGCUGUUUGGUACAGUUGAUGAAUCCAAA
This is a messenger RNA of Lates calcarifer (barramundi perch), 3697 nucleotides long. RefSeq names its product solute carrier family 30 member 1a (gene slc30a1a). Lineage: Eukaryota; Metazoa; Chordata; Actinopteri; Centropomidae. The record is from RefSeq and is a predicted model, not a curated record. Gene Ontology annotation, cellular component: membrane; Golgi apparatus; endoplasmic reticulum. The transcript is spliced from 2 exons. Gene Ontology annotation, biological process: detoxification of zinc ion; zinc ion transmembrane transport; intracellular zinc ion homeostasis. Gene Ontology annotation, molecular function: calcium channel inhibitor activity; zinc ion transmembrane transporter activity. The coding region runs from base 405 to 1904 and encodes 499 amino acids.